Messenger RNA from Hyaena hyaena (striped hyena), 2103 nucleotides. It is a transcript of the gene MATN1, whose product is annotated as matrilin 1. The transcript has 8 exons. NCBI's taxonomy places the organism in Eukaryota, Metazoa, Chordata, Mammalia, Carnivora, Hyaenidae. Gene Ontology annotation, molecular function: calcium ion binding. Bases 147 to 1637 code for a protein of 496 amino acids. The record is from RefSeq and is a predicted model, not a curated record.
CCCCCAAAGGGGCUAGGGGCCCCGGGCAGCCACCCCCCACAUCAGUGGGGGGCCCGCCUGGCUUGGAGGCUGGGCAGCGAGGUUGAUAAGCCCUGGACCCCAGCGGCCCCACCACUGUGCCGGCUGCUGCCCGCGCGGCCAGAACCAUGAGGGCCACCUGUGGCAUCAGCCUCGGGCUGUGUGGCCUGCUGCUGCUGCUCCGGGCCCCAUGCUCGCCGGGCCUCGCCCCCCCGUCCAGAGGGCACCUCUGCCGGACCCGGCCCACGGACCUGGUGUUCGUUGUGGACAGCUCGCGCAGCGUGCGGCCCGUGGAGUUCGAGAAGGUGAAGGUGUUCUUGUCCCAGGUCAUCGAGUCGCUGGACGUGGGGCCCAACGCCACCCGGGUGGGCGUGGUCAACUACGCCAGCGCCGUGAAGCAGGAGUUCCCGCUGCGCGCCCACAGCUCUAAGGCGGCGCUGCUGCGGGCCGUCCGCCGCAUCCGGCCGCUGUCCACCGGGACCAUGACCGGUCUGGCCAUCCAGUUCGCCAUCAGCAAGGCCUUCAGCGAUGCCGAGGGGGGCCGCGCCAGGGCCCCCGACAUCAGCAAGGUGGCCAUCGUGGUGACGGACGGGAGGCCCCAGGACAGCGUGCGGGACGUGUCUGCACGGGCCCGGGCCAACGGCAUCGAGCUGUUCGCCAUCGGCGUCGGCCGCGUGGACAAGGCCACGCUGCGGCAGAUCGCCAGCGAGCCGCAGGACGAGCACGUGGACUACGUGGAGAGCUACAGCGUCAUCGAGAAGCUGUCCAAGAAGUUCCAGGAGGCCUUCUGCGUGGUAUCAGAUCUGUGUGUCACAGGAGACCACGACUGUGAGCAAGUGUGUCUCAGCUCCCCGGGCUCCUACACCUGCGCCUGUCGGGAGGGCUUCACCUUGAACAGCGAUGGCAAGACCUGCAAUGUCUGCAAUGGCAGUGGUGGCAGUUCGGCCACUGACUUGGUAUUCCUCAUCGAUGGAUCCAAAAGCGUGCGGCCAGAGAACUUCGAGCUGGUGAAGAAGUUCAUCAAUCAGAUCGUGGACACACUGGACGUGUCAGACAAACUGGCCCAGGUGGGGCUGGUGCAGUACUCCAGCUCCGUCCGUCAGGAGUUCCCGCUGGGCCGCUUCCACACAAAGAAGGACAUUAAGGCAGCUGUGCGAAACAUGUCUUACAUGGAGAAGGGCACCAUGACCGGGGCCGCCCUCAAGUACCUCAUUGACAAUUCCUUCACCGUGUCCAGCGGGGCGAGGCCCGGUGCCCAGAAGGUGGGCAUCGUCUUCACUGAUGGCCGGAGCCAGGACUACAUUAAUGAUGCUGCCAAGAAGGCCAAGGAGCUCGGCUUUAAGAUGUUUGCCGUGGGCGUGGGCAAUGCCGUGGAGGACGAGCUGAGGGAAAUCGCCUCGGAGCCCGUGGCAGAGCACUACUUCUACACGGCCGACUUCAAGACCAUCAACCAGAUCGGCAAGAAGUUGCAGAAGAAGAUCUGUGUGGAGGAAGACCCGUGUGCCUGCGAGUCCCUUAUGAAAUUCCAGACCACGGUGGAGGGGCUGCUGCAGGCCCUGACCAGGAAACUGGAAGUUGUGAAUAAGCGGCUGGCCGUCCUGGAGAACACAGUCGUCUGAGGCUGCCCGUCCCCGCCACGGCCUCUGCGUGUCCCCGCCCCCGCACAGCCCGCGGAGUCCUGCGUGUGGCCCCGAGAGCCCGGCUUUCGUUUCGCUUUGCUGUUUCCGUGAGAGGGGUUUGGGGAGGGGGAGGCCCUGAGGGCACCAGGCCUCCCUCUCCCCCGCCACCCUGCCGGCCCUGCUGGGUGCGAGUGUGAGUGUGUGCUAGGAGUGUGGCAGCGUCUGGGAGCGUGUGUGCGCGCGCGCGCGCAUCUGAGGGCGAGUGUGUUCUCUCCAGCAGGGGUGCGUGUGUGUUGUGAGUGAGAACACAGGGGUGAGUGUGGGAGGGACUUCGUUUGCAUUUUGUUCAAUCAAAAGCUUAAUAUAUUCCUAUUUUUUUAGUUAACCCUUUCUUGGAUGCAAGUGCUGUGAAUCUCUUUUCUGAGUUUUCGACUCCCUUUUGAAAAACAAUUAAAUGCCAUGUAAG